This is a messenger RNA of Staurois parvus, 355 nucleotides long. The record is from the annotation of a GenBank genome assembly. NCBI's taxonomy places the organism in Eukaryota, Metazoa, Chordata, Amphibia, Anura, Ranidae.
GAAUUUAAGACCAGAAGGGUCUUGAUUAUGGUACAGCCGAAAAUGAUUGGCAGUACAUACCUCCCCUUACCAAAAGAUCCGACCAGUCAAUAUAGAAAAGAGCUUGUCACAUUGGUCAAGAAAGGAAAGGAUAACAAGAUACUAAAUAAAAAAAGAAGCCCUAUAUUUGGUUCCGGAUGUAUGCAGAUUACCAAUUAUCUAUACCCUACCGAAGAUGCAUAAAAGACCCCUUGAAUCCACCAGGGCGACCCAUUGUUAAUGGGAUACAAUCUGUUAUGUCUAGGAUGGGUCAAUACAUCGAUUUUUUCCUUCAACCCCUGGUUAAUAAAACUAAGGCCUAUUUGAGAGACACUAA